Messenger RNA from Bemisia tabaci, 1555 nucleotides. RefSeq names its product WD repeat-containing protein 55 homolog. Lineage: Eukaryota; Metazoa; Arthropoda; Insecta; Hemiptera; Aleyrodidae. The record is from RefSeq and is a predicted model, not a curated record. Gene Ontology annotation, molecular function: protein binding.
UCCUCAUUCCCUCAUUCCACACCACAACAAAUCCAGCAUGUGAUUUCUCCCUUUGAAGUUUGAAUUAAUCUUGGAAAUACAAGUUUCCUAGAUUGAUAUUUCAUUGAUUUUAUCCACGCUUUCCUCAAAAAACCAUGGUUCUAUCGGAGCAUUUCAUCGAUAAUCCUCUAAACGAGGGAGAAGAUUCCAGCUCGGAAGAUGAAGUGGGCGGGGUGUUUUCAGCUGACUCAGAUGACUCGGACAAUGACUCGUUUCCAUCUGAUGACAGUGAUAUGAGUGAUGAUAGUGACAGUGAUGAUAGUGACGACAGUGAUGAAGAUGAUAGCAUGGACGAUGAUGAUGAUGAGGAUGGUGAAGAAGAAGAGGCAGAAUCGUCAGAAGAAGCUGGACCCUCUGCUAAAAGACUAAAAAAAGAUGAGGGAGCAGGAGAAGAUGAAGAGGAGGAGGAUCCAGUAGUCCAAGCUAUUCUGAGAAACAAAGACAAGAAACGUGAGCGCCCUCCAGAUGUAACAGUCGAAGAACUAAUCACAGACAUUUCUUUCCACCCUGCGGCAGAUAUCAUUGCAACAGGAAACAAUGCCGGGGAUAUUAUUCUGUACAAAUAUAGCACUGAAAGUGUGGAUGUGGUGAAAACAUACGAAAUACAUACUAAAGCUUGCCGUGCGGUUGAAUUUAAUGCUGAUGGUGACACAAUUUUCUCUGCAUCUAAAGACAAGUCAAUAUCCCUGACAGAUAGCGAAAGCGGGAAAUUGAAACAGCUUUAUGAAAAAGCCCAUGAGGAUGAAAUUUACUGCCUGUCAGUACUUCGAGAAAAUAUCAUAGCUACCGGUGAUCAAUCUGGAGUACUCAAAGUCUGGGACAUCAGGACCAAAAGUGAACUCUUCUCUAUCAAAGAAUUAGAUGAUUACAUUAGCUCAAUUAAAGGAAAAGAAGAUAGUAAUAUAAUUGCUUACACAAGCGGAGAAGGCGUGGUGACCGCAGUCAACUUCAACACGAAAAAAUUAGAUUGUCAAACAAAUGCCAUCGAAGCAGAAUUAACAUGUAGUGGUCUUUUUAGAAAUGAAACCAAGUAUGUCGUAGGCUCAUCGUUAGGUGUCUUGUAUAUUUACGACUGGGGCAACUUCGAAGAGCACACAGAUAUCCUGAAUCCAAGUUGUGAAAAAAAGAAGACAGGACCUUCCAUCAGCUGUCUGCUACCGAUCUCAGAAAACGUUGUCCUAACUGGACUUGAUAAUGGUGUCAUAAGGGCUACACAUAUGUUUCCAAGUCAACACUUGGGCAUCGUUGGUCAACAUGAACUAGCAGUAGACUCAUUGGACAUAUCAUACGAUGGUCAGUACGUUGCCUCCAGUUCAGCCGACUUGAAGCUCAGAUUUUGGCCCAUAGCUUAUUUUCAAGAUAUCGAAAUCUCGCACAAAGAUAAGGCAACGAAAGCCAAGAAAAACUUCAAUCUGCCCUCAUCAAAAGCGGUGAACCCCUCUAACUUUUUCUCCGGUCUUAUGUAAGUGAUGUAAAUAUGUACCAUUCGAUUAUAAAUGUUCUUGUUCAUACUAAA